This is a messenger RNA of Sarcophilus harrisii (Tasmanian devil), 1401 nucleotides long. Its product is annotated as keratin-associated protein 1-4-like. The record is from RefSeq and is a predicted model, not a curated record. Lineage: Eukaryota; Metazoa; Chordata; Mammalia; Dasyuromorphia; Dasyuridae. The coding region runs from base 615 to 1049 and encodes 144 amino acids. The transcript has a single exon. Gene Ontology annotation, cellular component: keratin filament.
UAUCACUUUCUUUUUCUUUUAUUCAAGUCUUCUUGUACAAAAUGACUAAUAUGGACAUUUUUUACAUAAAAAGUAAGUUAUAGUAAAGUUGCUCAUCUGGGUCCACAGAGGGGUUCCCAAUCUUUGAGUCAAUGACACCAAUAAAACAACAGAGCUACCUCUGGGGAAAAAAAAGAAAAGAGGAGAAAAGGAAAGGAAAAGAAAAAAAAAAGAAAUGAAAUGAAAUGAAAAGACAAUAAUAUGAGCUCAAAAAUUGUGAUCCAGUCAUUCUGUCAUGAGAUAUCUUCAUUUACACAAAGAGAGGGUUGAGAUUAGCCUUUUAAUGACAGGACUCAGUGGAUAGAAAACCUCAAACUUAUCCCACAGAACAAAGAAUAGAUUUAAUUAGACUUAAUUAAACCAAGGUGAUUUUUAAAAAUGCUAUUUAUGAUUUUCAUAAUACCUUGGUAUUAGCCAAUCAGAGAUUCACUAUGCAGCUGGCAACAAGGAAAAAAUGCCAAAUAUUUGGUAAAUACAGCAAGUGGAGGUAUAUAUAAAGAGCUCAUGGGACAAAAGACAAUCACAUUUCAGGAACUUCUCUUUACUAGACAACAAGAAACUGAUUUUCAGACACCAUGGCCUGCUGCAACUCCUGCUCCACCAGCUUCUGUGGCUUCCCCAGCUGUUCUAUGGAGGGAAACUGUGGAUCUAGCUGCUGCCAAGACAGCUGUGGGUCCAGUUGCUGCCAACAGGGAGGCUGUGGGUUUGGCUCUGGGUUUAGCUCUGGGUUUGGCUCUGGGGCUGGCUGUGCACCUCCUUGUGAGACCACUUGCACAACCAGGUGUUACCAGCCCCCAUGCUGCGGAUGCGUGAGCUGCCGCACCAGGUGGUGCCGCCCAGACUGCAGAGUUGAGGGUACUUGCCUGCCACCUUGCUGUGUGGUCAGCUGCAUCCCCCCAUCUUGCUGCCAGCUGCACCAUGCCCAGGCUUCUUGUUGCCGCCCAUCCUACUGUGGACAGUCUUGCUGCCGUCCAGCCUGCUGCUGCUACUGCUGUGAGCCCACUUGCUGAGAACUAGGAUCUAUGGUUUACAAAGAAAUUGAUAUAAGUUGAAUAGAACAUCUGUAGAGUCAUGAAGAUUAUGAAGGAGGUUGAAAGACAAUUGAUAGCAUGCCUUAAUCUUUCCUGCUUUGAAGAUACAUUUUAAAAAAAUUCAAAUCCUUCCAUAGAUUAAGAGAAUCCAUAAACUGAAGAUCAAAUUUUCCACAGCAUCUUAAUCUUCAAAAACACCUUACAUGGAACAAAAUAUUGUCCAACUGCUUUUUAUUUGGACAAUUUUUCUAUCCCCUUAAUUUUCUCCUCUUUUAUUUAUUCUUAAGUAUUCUCUAUUAAUUUGAAAUAAAUUCUGUUAGCCUGCAAAAUA